This is a messenger RNA of Aspergillus calidoustus, 2290 nucleotides long. The record is from the annotation of a GenBank genome assembly. NCBI's taxonomy places the organism in Eukaryota, Fungi, Ascomycota, Eurotiomycetes, Eurotiales, Aspergillaceae.
AUGCUCGUCAAACUCGUUGAUCUAGAGUACCAACCGAAGGUAUCUAACGAAAUGCAAAGGUUCGACCUUUGGGCCUCCAGUCUAGGACUUUACCAUACCGGACACAGUUCCCUCGAUUAUCGAUUCCGCGACUCGCCGCCACUCUUCCAGUAUGCUUUGGGGCUUCUGAACGAUCUACUGGAGACUCUGUCAAUAGUUGCUGAACUUGCAGAGGAAGCUUCAGGGUUUGGUGAGGUGGAUGAUAAUGUCUCAGUCAGCGAUGUUGACUCCGAAGAAGAGGAUCUUUCGGCAUAUCCAUCCGAAGACCUCAUUCAGGAAUAUCUCUGCAACAUCGCGAUAACAAUAGAUCGGCUGUACGCCUUGUCGUUCAAAAUUCGCAACCCCACAGUCCGGACUGGUGUUUCCCCAGCUCUCUCCAACAAAGAUCUCGACGACGACACUCGAAUUCUCAUUGAGGGCUUUAAACGAUGGGACUUGGAGCAUGUAAUUGACCUUUUCCGGACAUGGCGGCAUGAUAUGAAUAAGGAAGAUCUGGAGAACCAUUUCCUUGUUCGACGGCUAGCUUUAGCCAAUACACACCGAAGGCAGCAGUUCAAAUACUGGGAACGCCGUCGAGCAAAGUAUGAGAGGUACCACCGAGCGGCGAUGACAGGGCUCCGCCAGUCUGGGAAAGCACAUUCGACUGGGAUGACGAACUCUGAGCACGGUCUACUUUCAGAGCCGACCACCGCGACGGGUAUAGGAGCUGCCAUCCUUGCCGACUUUGACACCGAGUCGAUGGGAUCCAAGGCAAGUUAUGCAUUGAAAGGGGACGAAGUCGAGGAGAAGAACAUCCUACCUGCGCCGCCAGUGAUCGACCCGGAAAUCAAAGAAUUCGAAUGUCCGUUUUGCUUCAUCCUGUGCAGUCGCAGAACAUUGCAGCCCGGCGUUUGGGAGAGGCAUGUUAUUAGAGACCUGCGACCGUAUAUCUGCACCUUUGAAGAGUGCAAAGAAGCCGACCAGCAAUAUGAUACCCGCCCAGAUUGGAUUGGCCAUGAGCUUACCAAGCACGGAUGCCAUCCCGAGAACCCCCGAAAGUGUCCGCUCUGUCUAAGAGAAGGCGUCAGCGCAGGCCACAUAGCAUCUCAUCUGCAACGUACAGCCUCAUUCGCACUUCCGCGCCUGCACAACGAGCCGAAUGACACCGAGGCCGAAUUCGAUACCAGGAUAGAAGUGGGGCAGUCAACUGAUCGGGACUUUUCCACGAAUAGUUCAGGCAACGAUGAAGCCGCUGAUGGCCAGAAGACUGUGCAUCUCGUGAUGCAGCGUCCCGGCGAGAGGACACGCUGGGUGGCUGUUUCACUGAGCCCAAUGCAUUCAGUACAGUCGCAAAUUGCGAACGCUGCGAGAUUAUUUUUGGCCUUGGAUGUUGAGACUGAAUUCAAGUUCACCGACGAAGAUAGAACAGAAAUUCCACUAGCAUAUGACCGUCUCGACAACGGCAGGGUUAUAUACGUACGGCCACUCAAUCAUCCAGAUCCCGCAGCCGGGGUGCCUGAAGAUCAAGAGAGAGGGAGAACACUGCAUAAUGGCAACGUACCUCUGGGAAGACGAAACAGAACACCCGUGAAGGAGAGGGAGCCGGUAAUAGCGAGAUACAGCGCGCAAGGAUCGAACAAGCCAUGGGCUCAGGAAUCUCAGCGCACACCCCCAAAGGACAUUUCACAGCCGGGAAGGGAGCCGGGGCCCGUCUUCGUUAUAUCUCGUCAGUCACAAAUUGGUCCCCCUGAACGCAAAGAAAGUAUCUUUCGUCGCAUAGGGCAACGUUUAGGGUUUCGCCGGAAUCGGGAAGAUACCUCGUCGUCCCGCAUGUCCGAUUUUAAUGAUCCCCUUUCCGGUGCAAGAAGUGAGUCGAGACGCACCAGUUCGCCACCUACCGAGGAGCAUGGGAAUAUUACGAGUCAGCUCUCGAGAACGGUAGUACCUGGCCUUCCACGGAAUCUGACCUUCAAGCGGCAGCAAUCCGAGCUUCGACGUAUGCCUCCUCCGAUGAGUGCAGAGAUCCGGCGUGCUGCGUCGGUAGACCGUCGGAGCUCAGCACAGCGCGGACAUUUGCAAGGCUCUAGCUUCACUUCGAGAAGGUCCGAUAUCGAUAUCUUUCAGGAAAGGGAGGAUGGUGGAGCGUCGGACUAUAGUGCCUCGCAGGACUCUCGAGGGCCUGCGGUAUUUCCAUCUGGCUAAUAUUGGCCGUCGGACUGGACUAACCUUGUACUAGCUACCACCUUCACCAAGUAUAAUCAUUAGAGGGUAC